AUGGAUUGUACACAGAUGAUUCUCUCCCUGCUCUUCGUGCUCUGGCCAGGAGCCCAGGAAACAGCCUUAGGUGCUGAACUGAGCGCUGCUGCGGCCGCUUCUGUCGCCGAGGUUCGUCCUUCUAGCGCCACCUGGCCGCUGCGCAGGUCUAAGCGCUGCUCCUGCUCCUCCUUGAUGGACAAGGAGUGUGUCUACUUCUGCCACCUCGAUAUCAUCUGGAUCAACACCCCGGAGCGGACUGUGCCGUAUGGGCUUGGUGCCCCUUCUCGAUCAAGGCGAUCUCUGGAAGAUACAACCCCUCGGAAGCAACCAGAAUCUAGCAAGAGAUGCCGAUGUGCCAACCAAAAAGACAAGAGGUGUCUGAAUUUCUGCCAAACAGGGAAAGAACUCUGGGCUCAGUCCACAAUGGAGAAGGGCUGGGAUCAUCUUAACAAAGCUGAAGAUUGCCUGGGACUUGGACUGAAGUGUGUGCACAGGCAACUACUUAACAGCAGGAAAAUGAGAAGACUAGAAGCCAUUGGUAACAGUAUCAAAGCUUCCUUCAGUAUCGCAAAGUUAAAGGCUGCACUGCAUGACGUGAAGAGGCUGAAGCAUAACAGAACACAUAAAAGGCAAAGCAUCUGGGAAAGUCUGAAAACAACUUCUUAG
Molecule: messenger RNA, 648 nt
Organism: Emys orbicularis (European pond turtle)
Lineage: Eukaryota; Metazoa; Chordata; Testudines; Emydidae
Gene: EDN1
Product: endothelin 1
Exons: 5
Coding region: 1-648 (215 amino acids)
Biological process (GO): intracellular calcium ion homeostasis; regulation of systemic arterial blood pressure by endothelin; vein smooth muscle contraction
Cellular component (GO): extracellular region
Molecular function (GO): endothelin B receptor binding; hormone activity; endothelin A receptor binding
Source: RefSeq, a predicted model, not a curated record